AUGCGCGUCAUCUGUGAAGGCAUCGCAUCGUGCAGGGAAGACGCCAAGCAGUUUACGCGCUGCAGUUGUGCCCGUCCUGCUGCUGAAAUGCUCGUCUACAGCCAACCAUUCCAACAAUUCAAUUACGGACGACCUUUGAUGGCUCCGUCCAUGUCAUCCGAGGGCAUGAAUGGCGAUGUAAUGCCAAUGGCGACAACUUCGGCAGCGCCCGCCCCGGCCGCAAAUGGCGGCGCACACUUCGUCUAUUCCCGCAGGGCUUUGACUGCCAGCAUCGUAGAAGGUUUGAAGAGAUGCCGAGUGAAGCGUUCCACACCCUCCACGGAAUACCGCGAGACACUCAACGAGCACACUGGUGUUGUUGAAAGCACUUCAAUUAUACAACCGUGUUCAUCUCGCGAACACGACGAUACCGAUAUCGAGGAGGAGAUUGUGAACACAUUCCAUAAGAAAUCGUUCAUUGUGCCAAGUAAAAGCCAGGUUCUCUUCUAUCUGUCUACGUCACGACAUCUUCGAAUUCAUCAUACUGGUUGCGAACUUCAGGUGAGGAAACAUCUUUUACACAUUUUCGUUGGUUAG
This is a messenger RNA of Ostertagia ostertagi, 576 nucleotides long. The record is from the annotation of a GenBank genome assembly. Lineage: Eukaryota; Metazoa; Nematoda; Chromadorea; Rhabditida; Trichostrongylidae.